GGUACCUUGGGGGUAGUUGCCAGACAAACAAACGUGGCUUUGCAUUAACUAGUGGGUUGGGCGUGUUGAAGGAUCGGAGUCCAUACACGUCCUCAAGAUCAGUUCUUUCCUUGCCUCUCCUGUACUUAUUCCCAGCAAUUGCCUUCCCUUCACUCUGACUCAGAUUAAAGUUCAGAUAAAGUUCUCCUGUGUGAGCAAAUAAAAGUUUCCUGUCUGGGUGCCUUACUUGCCAGGUGGGCCGGCAAGUUAAUUUCACGGAAGGAGAGGAGCAGACACUUCCUUACCGUUUUCCUGGAGGGUUUUUUUUGUGUAGGCCAGGUUCAGAAAGAAAUGCUCAGUUUUCUGGUAAAUGCCCAGAGUAUUUGCUCUCAACUCAGGAUGUGGUCAGCAAUUAGAAACAAGAACAAAAACCUUUUAAAAAAUUGGCCAGUGCUUUUCUUUUCCCAAGGAUUUGGAAUUGUACUGAUACCAUAGCCCAUUUUCAGGUGGGCGGGCCUAAAUGAAAAAAUUCUAACUGGUUGAAAAAAAUUCAAGUUAACUCAACAUUUGUUUGUUUGUUUACCAGCAGUAACAACCCACAGUGCUUGUUAAUUUCAUCAUUCAGAACAUUUUGGAAGAAGUCUGUAGAUUUCACAUUAAGUAGUGUUCCAAUAAAGGGAAGGGUGAGCUAACCCAGGAUCAGUUGCCCCUGCCUUCUUUGUGAGUGGGAAAAGUCAUAAUCACCAAAGAGGGGCGAAGUAAGUUUCCUAAAGUAACUUUGAACUCUUCCUGGCAGUGAAGUUAGGUACUCUGUUACCACCACCUUGACUGGGAAAGAUGCUUUAUUUAGUAAAAUCGGAUGCCAAAGGCAGAUACUUUUUAAAACUGUAAAGAAAUGUAGUAAAGGACAGGAAAGUUUUAUCUCUGUGCUCUAAACACGUGUAUUCAUCUGUCUGCUGGUAGUUUUCCUUGGAUAUAUCAGAGAUAGCACAAAUGUAUUUUAAAAAAUGAAUCCAUAAUUCCCUCUCCUCUCUUUUAAAACUCUCCCACCUCUGGUCUUCUUCUCAGUCAAUGGCACCUACGACUACCCAGAUGCUCAUUUUAGAAACCUGGCAGCUAUUCCCAUGUGUUCUUUCAGUCACCCCCCCACUUCCAGUCCACCCCAACUGUAGAUGUCGAGUCCAUCCAUCUCUGUCUCUCCCCUCCCCCACUCCCUCCUGCUCUCUCUGGUGACACCGCUAGAGUAUAAGCCACCAGCUUACUUUGUCUAGACUACUUUCUAACUGGUUUCUUGGCCAUCCCUCCUGCUCCUUUCUUGAUCCAUAUAGCUUCUUAAAGUGUGAACUGGAUCCUAAGACCUUCUAGCUCAACACCCAGUGGCUUCUCAUUGCACUUAGGCUGGGAGCCAAAAUCCUUCACAAGCCUACAGGCUGAGUGGUGGUCUGGCCGCAUCCGCCUCUCCUGGUACAUCUUUCUGCUGCGUGAUGUGCCUCGGGUUCCCUGGCCUUCAUAACCAGGACUCGCCUACUGUACCUAUGAACAAGCUUGCUAUUCCCUCUGGAAAACUCUCCUCCUUCUUUUCUUAGCUAAUUUGAAUUUGUCCUUUAAAUCAGCUUAAAUGUCCUCAGCGAGCCCCCGAUGUAAAUCACUCUGCCCUGUUACUCUCAUUCAGGAGGUGUGUGUUCUUCUUUCAUAGCCCUAAUCACAGUUAAGAAUUCCUCCCCACCCUGAGCCCAUAAGCAGUUUGAGGUCAGGGAUCUGUGCUGUCUUACAUUACUAGUGUCGGGCAAAAUCCCUGGCACGUAAUAGGUCCUCAGUAAAUAUUUGGGGAACGAAUGAUUGAGAAUAUUUUAACUUAGUCUUUACAACAUGUUGUGAGAAAGGUAUUAUUUUCUCAAAUUACACCUGAAGAAAAUGGGGCGCCUGGGUGGCUCGGUCGGUUGAGCACCUGCCUUUGGCUUAGGUCAUGAUCCCAGGGUCCUGGGAUCGAGCCCCGCAUCAGACUCCCUGCUCAGUGGGGAGCCUGCUUCUCCCUCUCCCUUUCCCUCUCCCUCUGCCUGCCGCUCCCCCUGCUUGUGCUUGCUCUCUUUCUCUCUGUCAAAUAAAUAAAUAAUUUAAAAAAAAAAGAGAGAGAGAGAAGAAAAUGAAACUGGGAUUAAGUAACCUGUCCAAGAUCACAGUCGGUGGAAGAGCAAGAACGCAAAGCCAGGUUUUCUUUUCUGACUGUAGUUUGAACAAGAAGAUGAUAUCUCUGUCCAUCAGAUGGCCACUGGCAACCAUGCUGUUUCUACCGUCCUCACUGUUGAUUCUCUUAACUGUGUCAACUCCUUCGUGGUGUCAGAGCAGUGACACGAUGUCUCCAAAAGCUAGUAAUGGGACUCCGUUCCCCUGGGAGAAAAUGCGACUUCCUGAGCACAUCAUCCCAGUUUAUUAUGAUCUCUUGAUCCAUGCAAAUCUCACCACUCUGACUUUCGAGGGAACCACGGAGAUAGAAAUCACAGCCAGCAAGCCUACUAGUACCAUCAUCCUGCAUAGUCACCUCCUGCAAAUAUCUAAGGCCACCCUCAAGAGGAGAGUCGGAGAGAGGCUGUCUGCAGAACCCUUGAGAGUCCUGGAGUACCCGCCUCAUGAACAAAUCGCACUUCUGGCUCCCGAGCCUCUGGCUGUUGGGAUCCCGUACACACUUGUCAUUGACUACACUGGCCAUCUUUCUGAGCAUUUAAAUGGAUUCUAUAAAAGCACUUACAGGACCAAGGAAGGGGAAAUGAGAGUACUUGCAUCAACACACUUUGAACCUACUGCAGCCAGAAUGGCCUUUCCCUGCUUUGAUGAACCUGCCUUCAAAGCGAAUUUUUCAGUCAAGAUCAGAAGGGAGCCAAGACACCUCGCCAUCUCCAAUAUGCCACUGGUUGAAUCUGUGACUGUUGCUGAAGGACUCAUAGAAGACCAUUUUGAUGUCACUGUGAAGAUGAGUACCUACCUGGUGGCCUUCAUUAUUUCAGAUUUUGAGUCUAUUAGCAAGAUGACCAAGAGCGGAGUCAAGGUUUCCAUAUAUGCUGUGCCAGACAAGAUCCAUCAGGCAGAUUAUGCACUGGAUACCGCAGUGACUCUUCUAGAAUUUUAUGAGGAUUAUUUCAGCAUUCCAUAUGCCUUACCCAAACAAGAUCUUGCUGCUAUUCCGGACUUUGAGAGUGGUGCUAUGGAAAACUGGGGACUGACCACAUACAGAGAAUCUAGUCUCUUGUUUGACGUUGAGAAGUCUUCGGCAGAAGAUAAGCUUGGCAUUACUAUGAUAGUGUCGCAUGAACUCGCCCACCAGUGGUUUGGGAACCUCGUCACCAUGGAAUGGUGGGAUGAUCUUUGGUUAAAUGAGGGAUUUGCCAAGUUUAUGGAGUUUGUGUCGGUCAGUGUGACUCAUCCUGAACUGAAAGUUGACGAUUAUUUCUUCGGCAAGUGUUUUAAUGUGAUGGAGGUAGAUGCAUUAAAUUCUUCACAUCCUGUUUCAACAGCUGUGGAGGAUCCUGCUCAGAUUCGGGAGAUGUUUGAUGACGUUUCUUAUGAAAAGGGAGCUUGUAUUCUGAAUAUGCUAAGGGAUUAUCUCGGUGCCGACGUAUUUAAAAGCGGUAUUGUACAGUAUCUCCAGAAGUACAGUUACAAAAACACAAGGAAUGAGGACCUGUGGAAUAGUAUGGCAAGUAUUUGCCCUACAGAUGGCACAGAAAGGACGGAUGGCUUUUGCUCCAGGGGUCCACAUUCAUCUUCAGCCUCACACUGGCGACAGGAGGGCCUUGAUGUGAAAACCAUGAUGAACACGUGGACGCUGCAGAAGGGCUUUCCCCUGAUAACGGUCACGGUGAGGGGGAGGAACGUGCACAUGAGGCAGGAGCACUACAGGAAAGCACCCGAGGACGCCUCAGAAACCGGGUACGUGUGGCAUGUUCCAUUGACCUUCAUUACCAGCAAAUCAGACUCAGUUCAAAGAUUUUUGCUGAAGACAAAAACAGAUGAGCUCAUCCUUCCAGAAGAGGUAGAAUGGAUCAAAUUUAAUGUUGGAAUGAAUGGUUAUUACAUUGUGCAUUAUGAGGAUGAUGGAUGGGAUUCUCUGACUGGCCUUUUAAAAGGCGCACACACAACAAUCAGCAGCAAUGACCGGGCCAGUCUCAUCAACAAUGCAUUCCAGCUCGUCAGCAAUGGAAAGCUAUCAAUUGAAAAAGCCUUGGAUUUAACCCUGUACUUGAAACGUGAAACUGAAAUUAUGCCAGUGUUCCAAGGUUUGAGUGAGCUGAUACCUAUGUAUAAAUUGAUGGAGAAAAGAGAUAUGAGUGAAGUGGAAAAUCAAUUCAAGGCCUUUCUCCUGCGGCUGCUGAGAGACCUCAUUGAUAGUCAGACGUGGACAGAUGAGGGCUCAGUCUCCCAGCGCAUGCUGCGGAGUCAGCUGCUGCUCCUUGCAUGUGUGCGCAAGUAUCAGCCCUGCGUGCAGAGGGCAGAAGCCUACUUCAGAGAGUGGAAGGAAGCCGACGGAAAUUUGAGCCUGCCCAACGACGUGACCUUGGCAGUGUUUGCUGUGGGGGUCCAAAACCCUGAAGGAUGGGAUUUUCUUUAUAGAAAGUAUCAGUCAUCUUUGUCUACUUCCGAGAAAAAAAAAAUUGAAUUUGCCCUCAGUAUUAGUCAGGAUGAGGACAAGCUUCAGUGGCUACUAGAUGAAGGUUUUAAGGGAGAUGUAAUAAAAAUUCAAGAGUUUCCACAUAUUCUUGGAGCUGUUGGUAGGAACCCGGUGGGAUAUCGACUGGCCUGGCAGUUUCUGAGGGAAAAUUGGGAUAAACUGAUAGAAAAGUUUGAACUUGGCUCAUCUUCCCUAACCUAUAUGGUAAUCGGAACAACAAGUCAGUUCUCCACAAGAGCACGGCUUGAAGAGGUAAAAGAAUUCUUCAGCUCUUUGAAAGAAAAGGGUUCUCAGCUACGUUGUGUCCAGCAAACAAUUGAAACCAUUGGAGAAAACAUCCGUUGGAUGGAUAAGAAUUUUGAGAAGAUCAGAGUGUGGCUACAAAGUGAGAAGCUUGAACUGCUCUAACAGUUUGUUCCUCGCUGGUUCCUGUGAUGUGUGAUUGCUAAAAUGUUGUCAAAUGUGAUGAUUUUCAAAUGAGAGAUGACUGUUUUGGCUCCAUUGAAGAUACUGCCUUUUCCUUCUUCCUCAUUGGACUAUUCCUAUUAAAAGACCGGCUACUCAAUUGUCCAUCGAUGGGUUACUGCUGCUGUGUCUUUUAUUGAUAGGUGUUGCCCUGCAAUGUUAACCCAAGGGGUGGGUGGGUUCCCUACUGUGGAGGAGUACCUUAUUCCUUUUGUUUCCUUAUACUUAAGCCUUGUGCUUUCCAAAGCCCUGCUCCCCAUGUGUGUGUCAUCCAUAAGCUAUUUAGUCACUGUCCCCUAAAGACUUGUGAAUAGUGGGGGCUACUGAACAAUGAACGCUUGGAUCGGUGACCAAGCCAGUACGUUCCACCUUUCCCUUCCCUGCUGCAGGCCCAGAGGCUGACCUCUAGGCCCAUGGCCUCAGGCUUGUUGGCUCUCUGACUUUUGGUCAGUCUCCCAGCAGGCAGGUGGGACCUGGGGUAGGAGAGAGUACAAGGGGGCUGUUUUAUUACCCUGGUUCCCUGGCUGACCUCCACCCAAACUAGCUCCUGAGAGGUGGCCCUCUUUCCCUCACAGUCCUUUCAACAUCUUCCUUCUUAUAGCAGCUUCCUCCUCUCAUCCCUUCAGGCCGAGGGAGGGGUGGAGUGAGUGCCUGGCUUUGACGGGCCCUGGCGGUACCUGUGGGCUCCUUCCAUCCUACCCUCAUCUUUGUUGAGGAAAAAAAAAAAUUUUGGAACCCUCCUCAAAUAAUCCUGAGUGUGUGGUCUACUUCCUCAGAGACCCUGACUGACAGUGUCCCUCUGAAAAAGCAGAGCGCAUUCAGGUCUAGAGGAGAAAGCUUUCUUCUGAAGUUGAACCUGGGAGCUGUUGAUCCUUGGGUAGGUGAUGCUUCUUCCCCCUGCUUCAUAGUCGGCCUAGCUCACGAUUCCCCAAUAACUUGUCAGUGACACUUACUGCGACUAAGUCGCGGCAGUCUCCCAAAAAUUAUAACUGAAAAUACGAUUAGUGUAAGUGUGGACAAUGUAUCGUCUUUGAAGUCUUUUAUGAGUUUUAAUAUACUGUAAAACUUGGAUAUGAAAAAUGUCAAUGUGUUCUAAUACACUGUGGAACAGAGUGACUUCUGGACAUAAAUGUGUUUACAAUUCUAUUUUUGUAUGUAUUGCAUGGUCUGAUGGUUUGAGAAAUCAAAACAAAACCCGAAAUUGCUGGUAAUUUCCAACCCCAGGUAUUAACCUUCUAAAAGACAUACAAAGCCAAGAUUUUAACGUAAAAUAUUUUUAAUUGUGUUCUGUAUUUUGAUUGAAUGAAACAUGGAAAUAGUCUUCAUUUCUGGUCACCUGUGGAACCUAUUUUAAUUUGCUUUAGUUGACGAAGUCCCAUUUUCUGAAUAGAUACAAUAUUGUUACAACAA
Messenger RNA from Mirounga angustirostris (Northern elephant seal), 6517 nucleotides. RefSeq names its product endoplasmic reticulum aminopeptidase 1 (gene ERAP1). The coding region runs from base 2123 to 5050 and encodes 975 amino acids. Lineage: Eukaryota; Metazoa; Chordata; Mammalia; Carnivora; Phocidae. The record is from RefSeq and is a predicted model, not a curated record. Gene Ontology annotation, biological process: proteolysis; peptide catabolic process. Gene Ontology annotation, cellular component: cytoplasm. Gene Ontology annotation, molecular function: peptide binding; zinc ion binding; metalloaminopeptidase activity. The transcript is spliced from 19 exons.